This is a messenger RNA of Paramecium sonneborni, 2618 nucleotides long. NCBI's taxonomy places the organism in Eukaryota, Ciliophora, Oligohymenophorea, Peniculida, Parameciidae. The record is from the annotation of a GenBank genome assembly.
AUGAACGUAGAGGAGAGACCUGGAACAUCAUUUACGUCAAAGAGACAGGUUUAAACUGAAUAAAGAAAACGAUAAUAAAUGAAUUUAGGUACUUUGGAGACUGAGGAUAAAAGUGUAAGAGUAGUGGUGCUUAUUAUAGACAGGAAUGAAAAUUAGGCCAAUUACUCAAGAUCAAUAGAGAAACAGUUUGUAAUAGAAGAGAUAGAAGAUGAUUCCAUAGGCAAUUUUAUAUGACCGAGAAUCUUUAUAUGAAGAAGUUAUAAAUGCAAAAUAAAUAAAUAACAAUCUAUAAAGAGAGAACUAAGCUCUGAAUACAAAGAUUAAAAUGAUGGAUGUAAAAUUAAUUAAGACUUAUAGGAAGAAUUGCAAAGAAUAGUUAGAGCAACUCCAAUAAGUGAGCAAAUGAUCAACCCUAUGGAGUCAUUUUAUUAGGAUAAUAAACCUAUGAAAUAACAUUUAAUUAUGGAUUUAAAGAAAUAAUUAAGGAGAUUGCAAGAAGAAUCAAUCAAGAAGGAUUAAUAAAUACAAUUUCUGUAAAAAAAUACAAAAGCAAUGAAAAUUAAAGAAUUGGAAAUUGAAUUGUUAUCUUAUUAAUAAGAAGCACAAAGAUUGAAAGCUUUGAUUGGAAUGAAAUUUAGUGAUUCCGAUAAUGAUUUCCUGAAACUUAAAGCUGAAUAUAAAUUAUUAGAGGAUGAACUGAAAUUAUUAAAAGUUAAAUGCAAAGAAUCUGAUUCAAAAGCUACCAUGUAUUAUAAUGAAAAACUUAAAAAGGAUAAAUUAAAUCAAUAUUUGAAAAGUUAGAUAGAAAGUUUAAAAUUUAAAGAUCCAGAAUAUAAGAAAUAAAACAAAAUUACUGAGAAUGAAUAAUAAUUAAAAUAAGAUAUUGAGUACUAAUCAUCCUUAUAUUGCUAGUUAAAAAUAAGUGUAAAUAGACACUUUGAUAAGUAGUUUGAAGGCUAAGGAUGCUCAAUAUGCAGAGUUAGAUAAAAGAAUGAAAGAACUAGAAAGAGAAUAAUAAUAGAUAAUUGAUCAAUUAGAGAGAGAAAGGUAAUAAUUACGUGAAUAAUGUAAUUCAUUAAAGGAAGAAGUUGCUAUGUAAUCAGGAAGAAGGUAAAAAAUCGUUUUGAUUAUUUUAUAGAAGAACUGUUUAAAAUAAUAGUUUCUUAGAAAAUAAACUUGAAAUUCUUCCUGAGGGUCCUGAAAUAAUAGAUUAAAAAAAAAAACUAUUGCCUUGUGUUACUAAGGAUGAUGUAAGUUUGAUAUGUAAAUAAAUAAAAUUCAAAUUAAAAGCGAUGAAAGUACCUUUUGAAAAGAUUGAUAAUGUAUUUAUAGAUUGUUAAAUUAGUUUAUUCAUGGGGAUGUUCAUUCUGUAAUUAGAAUUGAAGAAUUGAAUGAAAUGUUAUAAGCUGAACCAUUUUUAUUAAAUGAAAUUGAUAGUCUUAAAGUUGCUAGAUAUUUAAUUGAGGAUAAUGAUGAAAGAUUUGUAGAGUUUAGUAUGUUAACUGAAGGUCUUAUAGCAAGAGCCAAGAGUAUAUUGAAAAAUUUAAUUGGUAAAUACUCUCUUUUGGAAGUAAACUUAUUGAAUUAAUAUUUUAGAAAAAUGAAGAAGAUUAACUUUUUUAUGAGAUUGCAACUGUUUUAUCUAAAUAUAGAAAUUCUUUAGAAGAUUUUAUUUUGAGAUCAAAAAAGAGAUAAGAGUUUUGUUCUGUUGAAGAUCUUGAAGAAGCUCUUAAAUUUGUUGAAUAAACAUUUAAUUCUACUUAAUAUGAGUUUAUGUUAUUGAAGAAUUAUGAAUUAACACAAGAAUUAAUUCGUAUUAAUUACAAAAAAAUAUUUGAAUUAUUUUAUAUUGGUAAAGAUUAAAUUUAAUAUUUUUAAUAGAUUUACAAGUGGCUUAAAAAACUAAAAGUGAAAGUGAUUUACCAAAAGAGAAAGAAUAAUAAAAACAGUCUACAAAUUUAGAAUAAUAGAAUUAAAACAAUAACGAUUUUUAAAUUAAAUAACAAUAAAAAUAAAAAUAAGAAGAGCUUAUAUAAUAAUAAUUAAAAAAAUAAAAAGAGGAAGAAGAGUAAAGAAGAUUAUAAUAAUUGUAAGAAGAGUAAGAAAGAUAAAGGUAAUUAGAAUUGGAAAAAGAGGAAGAAGAAUAAAGAAGAUUAGAAUAAUAAUGGAAAGAAGAAGAAGAGGAAAGAAAGAGGUAAGAAGAAGAAGAAAGAAUUAAAUAAGAAAAUGAAGCAAAGAUGUAAAAAUAAUUAGAAGAAAUGAGAAAACAAGAAGAAGAAGAGAAAUUGAGAAAACAAUAAGAAUAAUUAAGACAACAAGAAUUAUUAAGAUUAUAAAAGGAAGAAGAAGAAAAAUUGAGAAAAUUAAGAGAAUAAUAAGAGGAAGAAGAGAGAAUAUUAUAAUAAGAGCAAUUAAAUAAAUAGAGAUUAGAAGAGGAAUAAAAUAGAUUAGAUUAAGAAUAUGAAUAAUAGGAUGAGUAUGAAAAUGAAUAGAAUGAAUAAGAUAAUUUUGAUGAAUAUAAUGAUUAAUAGUUUGACUAAUAGUAAUCAGAAAAUUAAAUUAGUGAGCCAUAAAACAAGAGUUAGAAAGAAUAUGAAGAUGAGGAUUUUGAAUAAUGA